UUUUCUCUCGAUUUGAAUUCGAAUUCGCUGAUUUUAGUGAGUUUUUUUUUUUCUUGUUUUUUUAAGAAAAAUUGGUUGUUUUUCGUUGGAAAUUGUUUGGAAUUCUUGGAGAGGAUCAGUGAUUGAGGGAAAAAGCGAAGGAUUUUGGUGUUUUAAUGGGGGAUUUGGAUGAGGAGACGGAAGGGGUGGCGGUGCUGGAUUUUGACAUGCUGUGUGCGACGGUGGCGUUGCAGACGCAGGGGUUCUCGGUGGAGAGGAGGAAGGGGAGUGAGGAGGAUGAUGAGAUGGAGGAGAGUGGGGAGUUUGGUGGUGUUCAACGGAUGUGGGAAGGAGGUGUUCUUGAUUUCUUUGAGGACCGACGAAUCGCCAUUGAAUCCGCUUGUUGUCCAUGCUAUAGAUUUGGAAAGAAUAUGAGAAGAGCCAAUCUUGGGCCUUGUUUCCUUCAGGCGGCCAUCUAUUUUCUGCUUGUGGUUGCUGUUGUGUUCAAUAUAAUUUCUUUUGUGGUCACUAGGCAGCAUCUAUUUUUAUAUUUGGAAGUUGUUUUUAUUAUCUUAUUCGGAGUAUAUGUAGGCUACUUCCGUUCAAGGAUCAGAAGGCAGUUUAAUAUAAAGGGCAGUGACACUUAUAUUGAUGAUUGUGUCAACCAUCUUAUCUGCCCAUGUGGCAGUCUUUGUCAGGAAUCAAGGACACUUGAGAUGAACAAUAUCCUAGAUGGAGUCUGGCAUGGCCGUGGCGAAACCAUCUGUCUAGGAACAUCGGGUGAAGGUAGCAAAGCAUUUGCCGCGCUAUAUAAACCUUCUCUCAUAUCAACCAAAUCUCCGGUUCUCUGUAGCAUGGAAAAACCUUCAGACACUGGUGAUCACUCAUGGAUUAUUGAUGUUAGCCCUUCAAAGCCACUGGUUUUACUGGCCGAACCAGCUGGAAAAGCUGAAGUUUAACAGCUAAACUGUUGAAUCAUUCAGUGUUUUUUCUUCUAAUCUAUUUGUAACAUGUUUAAAUGCGCUUAAAAGUGUAUAGCCCUGCGCUGAGAUAGAAAUUUUUACUUAGGUUUAUUUAUUUUUUAAUAUUUAGUUUGGUUUGGAUUGUAGAGCCUUGUAACGGGUUUUUUUCAGAGCAAUUUCAUUGAAAUGUAAAUUAA
This is a messenger RNA of Dioscorea cayenensis subsp. rotundata (Guinea yam), 1138 nucleotides long. RefSeq lists its product as uncharacterized. The record is from RefSeq and is a predicted model, not a curated record. NCBI's taxonomy places the organism in Eukaryota, Viridiplantae, Streptophyta, Magnoliopsida, Dioscoreales, Dioscoreaceae. Bases 156 to 938 code for a protein of 260 amino acids. The transcript has 5 exons.